CUCGUCGAAUCCGAGCGAACGGUCGCCGAAAUUUCAAAAACCCCACGCCCAACGAGCGGGCUCCUCCCCCUUUUCAAAUUUCAAACCCCCUCCCCCACUCCCAUCCCCACUCGAGCGUGCAAUUUAUCUAUCCGUCUAUCCAAGGCACCACAUCGCAUCGCGUGGCCUCUCGUGUGCGUGCUGGGGCAUUUCGUCGAGCGGAUGGAAUGGGACGGCGACGGCGGCAUGAACUCCGUCCCGGACGGCGUCGUGCAGCACGUCCUGUCGAUGCUCAGCAACGUCCGCGACGUGGCCGCCUGCGCCUGCGUCUGCCGCCGCUGGCGCGACUGCGUGCCGUACCUCCCCGCGCUCUUCUUCCCGCGGAACGCGUUCGACGCGGCCGCCGCCGCCAGGGGCGCCGCGGACGAAGCCAUCGGCCGGAUGGUGGCCGCCGUCGCGCGCCUCAGGGAGCUCGUCAUCUACUGCCCCUUCUCCAUGGCGCGCCUCCCCGCCUGGAUCGCCGCACGGAGCGCCACGCUCCGGGUGCUCGAGCUGCGGAUGGACGCCGCCUCCGACAAGGCGGCGCCGGACGGCGGCCACCUCGACUGCAUUGGCCUGGCAGCGAACCUGGAGGAGCUCCGGCUGUGGGGCGUCUCGCUCACUGCCGCGCCGGCGUGGGGGCGGAUGGAGCGGCUCCGCGUGCUGGAGGUCGUCGGUGCGCAGCUGCGGGACAGCGCGGUCAAGGACGCCAUCGCCGCCUGCCCCAACCUCACCGACCUGUCGCUGCUUGGCUGCGACUGCUCCGGCGCGGUGAACAUCGAGCUUGAACUGCUCGAGCGGUGCCGGCUCGACAUCCUCGGCGGCAGCAACUGCUCGCUCCUGCUCGCUGCGCCUCGCCUCGAGUCGCUCGAGGUCCAGGGCUUCACCUGGAUCACUCUGCGUGGUGGCCACAGCCUCCGCCGCCUCUCAAUCGCCAAAAGCACCGGGAGGGUGCACAAGGUGGACACUGGGAACCUCCCAGAUCUGGACCACCUAUCGCUGCGCGGCGUUCAGUGGAACUGGGCCGCGGUAAGCUCGGUGCUGCAGUGCGCGAGCGAGGUGAAGCACCUGAUGAUGAAGAUCGAGUUCUGCGGCGACAUGGACGCGCUCCAGCCGUUCCCGGAGGUUGAUUUGGUCGACUUCUUCAACAGCCACCCCAAGCUCCGCAAGUUUGAGAUCCAUGGCGCCAUGUUCGCUGCCCUGUGCCAGAAAAAUAGCCUGAAAAACUUGGAUCCAAGGUUCCUUAUCCCUUGCUUGGAAGAGGUUCUGAUCACUGUGCGCUCGCCGCUCAAUGCUGAGCAGAAGCUGAACACUCUCGAGUCGCUUGUUAAGUACGGUGUGAGGCUGCGGACGAUGGUCAUCAGAAUCUCGCAAAUGAAGAAUUGCCAUGAUGCUGCUGAUGAUUUCUUUGAAGAGAUUUGUAAGUUCAAGUACAUGAACUACAAGAAAGUGCGAAUUGAAUAAAUGGAGAUGCUGUUGUGAUUCUUAAGAUUAAUUUGAUCGAGGACUUGAUUUUUUAUUGUAUUCCCAGAAUAAUUUUAUUGUCAUUGUUGACAGGGGAUUAAUGUUCAGUCCUUCUGAGUAGCUUAUGAAGUUAUGUUGGUUGUUUGAUACUCAUCUAAUCCAUAGUUUGUGGACUAGAGGGUGUUGUUGUAACAAUUUUUAUUGAGUAUUGUGAUUUCAAACCAUUGUUGAAAUCAGUGUUCAUAAUUUUGGCCGAAUUUCGGUCUUACCAGACCCCCCAAAAAAUGGACAUAUCGGGCAUACUGGUAUUAGGUUUGAACAAAAUUUGGCCAAAUUUGAACUAAUUUGGAAUUUUCAGUAAAAAAACCCAAAUUCUGGAUUUUUUUGAAGAA
Molecule: messenger RNA, 1874 nt
Organism: Phragmites australis (common reed)
Lineage: Eukaryota; Viridiplantae; Streptophyta; Magnoliopsida; Poales; Poaceae
Product: F-box protein At1g10780-like
Exons: 3
Coding region: 202-1482 (426 amino acids)
Molecular function (GO): protein binding
Source: RefSeq, a predicted model, not a curated record